GAUUCGGGCGUGAAGAGCCGAGGAAGGACGCCGCCCGGGACAGAAUCAGACAUGGUGACUUUCAGUGGCUUUCUCAUUUCCUUGCGCUGUUCACAGGAUUGCAGAUAGUCCUUGACCUACGACUGCAAUGGAGCCUAAAAUUUCUGUUCCUAGGUGUCUCCAGCCGAUCUCCCAGAGGCGAUUGCCGGGAUGGAUCCCCAGAUCUCGGCCAGAUUAAACUCCAGGAAGAGGAGGAAAGAAGGAGCGGGUUCCAACGGGGCCGCCCAGACAGACGGCAUCCCGUUGAAAGUGCCCCGCAACUGUAUAGGAUUGCGAGAGCCGGCUCCAUUUUCCGAUGAGCUGGAAGUGGACUACAGCAAGCCCUACACACGAGUCACGUUUGAAGAGGCAACGAGAGGAACGCCCUUGGACCGUCCCGUCAGGGUUUAUGCCGAUGGGAUUUUUGACCUGUUCCACUCCGGACACGCUCGGGCUCUGAUGCAGGCCAAAAGCCUGUUCCCCAAUACCUACCUCAUCGUUGGAGUCUGCAGCGACGAGCUGACGCACAGCUUGAAGGGCUUCACAGUGAUGAACGAAGCCGAGCGCUACGACGCCGUCCAGCACUGCCGCUACGUGGACGAGGUGGUGAGGAACGCGCCCUGGACGCUCAGCCCGGAGUUCCUGGCGGAGCACAGGAUCGACUUUGUCGCCCACGAUGACAUCCCCUACUCUUCGGCCGGCAGCGACGACGUCUACAAACACAUAAAAGAAGCAGGUGAGUGGGCGGCCCUGGAAUAGCCCACUAGCUCUCCCUCCUCUUCUCCCCCUCCAGCUGCUCUGGCCUGAGAGAGCUGGCUGAAGGAACCUGUUGGGCUUCUGCCUGAUUCGGGAGUCAGGUGAGCUGCCGGGAGCAGCCUGCUCCUGGGCUGAA
Messenger RNA from Crotalus tigris (Tiger rattlesnake), 910 nucleotides. RefSeq names its product choline-phosphate cytidylyltransferase A-like. Gene Ontology annotation, biological process: CDP-choline pathway. The transcript has 7 exons. Bases 190 to 777 code for a protein of 195 amino acids. The record is from RefSeq and is a predicted model, not a curated record. NCBI's taxonomy places the organism in Eukaryota, Metazoa, Chordata, Lepidosauria, Squamata, Viperidae. Gene Ontology annotation, molecular function: phosphatidylcholine binding; choline-phosphate cytidylyltransferase activity. Gene Ontology annotation, cellular component: endoplasmic reticulum.